This is a messenger RNA of Paramacrobiotus metropolitanus, 3605 nucleotides long. Its product is annotated as transient receptor potential cation channel subfamily M member 2-like. The transcript is spliced from 22 exons. The record is from RefSeq and is a predicted model, not a curated record. Gene Ontology annotation, biological process: monoatomic cation transmembrane transport. The coding region runs from base 170 to 3376 and encodes 1068 amino acids. Lineage: Eukaryota; Metazoa; Tardigrada; Eutardigrada; Parachela; Macrobiotidae. Gene Ontology annotation, molecular function: monoatomic cation channel activity.
CAAGUUACAACCGUCACCGACAAAAAUUCUACAAGACCCUCCGAAAGAAAUCUUAAGGAGUGCCCACAACGUUUCAUGCAUUGUGGUGAUAAGUUGGAAUACUGCUUGGAAAUUGACCAACUCGUAAGGUACCGCACUCCGGCCAAUUCCGGCCAUUGGCUGAAAUAAUAUGGAUCCCACCGACAGCCAAGUUUACCUUAAAAUCUCAUCGGAAGCCGAAAUUCCCGAUGCUGUUGCGGAUAUUAUUAAUGGUUGGAACAUCGGCAGUCCGGAUAUAAUUUUGUCCGUACUCACCGGACAUGAAAGCAGCUAUCUAUGGCGGCAGGCAGUCCAUCGAGCUGCUUUCCAAAAAUCUAUAAUAAAGCUGACCAACAGCGGUAGCACGCUAGUAAUCGACGAUGGAUUAAACCAUGGCCUAUCGGCCGUGAUCAGCGCGGCCAUCCGGGACGAACAGUUCUACAACUCGGAGUUUGCGACAAAAGACCGCCCGGCUACCAUAACCCGCCUUAUUGGUAUGGUUCCCACUUCGAUUGUGGGUACCAAUAAGAGAUCCGGCAACAAUGAACCGGGAUACGGAUUAGAUAACAAUCACACCCACUUUGUCUUGCUAAAUGAGCCAAGAAGUCACGCGUAUGGAUUUCGAGUCCAGGUUGAGCGGGAACUGCGUACCCAAUUAGGUAGACUGGGACACAAAAGUCAUGCAGCUCAUCAGCUCCCUGUUAUUGAAAUCGUGAUGUUCGUGCAAGGAGGCAUCGAGGAACUAGAACAAGUCGAAUCCUAUCUUAACGAAGAUGUCCAGGUUAUGCUUCUUCAAGGGUGCAAUGGGACAGCCGAUGUCUUGGCCGGAAGCAUCGAACACUGGAACGGUUCGUUGGACGAAGCUUUUUACAACAAUGUGGAUUAUCUUAUUGAUCGUGUGAUGUUCGCGCAAACCAAACCAACUGACAAGGAACGUCGGCACAUUGCGGAAACAAUUGCGGAUAUUAUCUCUCUGUCGCAAGCUUCAGGAUUACUGAAAGUAAUCAAUGCCCAGGAAAAAGAAUCUAUAUCUGGAAUGGAUGCCGGUAUUUUGCGCAGUGCGAUGGAACGUUGUCCAAAAGUUAGCGAACCUUUUGUCCUUGAGCGGAACUGGCUUUUGGCGGUGCAAAACAACCAAAUCGAACUAGCUACCGAUAUUCUGUUGGCGCAGUAUCCCUGGUCUGCUAUGGAGAUACCGUAUGCUGCAUUGAUGGAGGCUUUAGUUUUACCGGGACGAGAAGCUUUCGUGGACAUCAUGUUACAACAGAUGCCGGUUCGCCAUUUCUUAUCUCACAUGGACUAUCUGAUGUUGUAUCAAAACACACUGGAUGAUGAAUUUUUUGUUGAAAGAGUUUGGGACCAGGUGUUGCAGCAUCAUGCCAAUGACCCGAUCACGGAAGCGUUCCUUUAUACCGAAUUAAAUCCAGUAAUUUACAAAUUAAGCGGCAUUAAGGAUUACAUCAACCUGCGUGAAAUGUCUACAAAUGCGUUGGGCCUAAGCACAGCGGAUGCUACUUCCCAGGAUCGCACGGCGCUUAAUGCUUUGAUUGUUUAUGCAACCCUGUUUAACCGUGUGGAAUUAAUCAAGAUCCUCCUAAAGUUCAGCAUAGAUCCGGUGCCACAAGCCAUUUUUGUAGCGCUACUUUUCCGCAGUUUAGCUGGUCAUAAUCCCGAAACAGACGUCCAUGCCGAACUAGUUCAAAAUUCUAUUGACUUCGAUAAUCUCGCUACUGACCUGUUCAAUUUGGGAUAUAAUGACUUCCCAGAACGGUGUCACGGGUUGUUAUCGCGAAAGUUACCGGAGUUCAAUAAUUUGACCACUUUGGAGAUGUCAUACAAGGGAUUCUGCUUGAAAUUUCUAUCGCACCCAGCAAUACAACAGUUUGUGGAAGAUUUCGCUUUCGGGUUUGUUCGGUACCGCGGCUCAUAUGGCUAUCUCAAGAUGCUUAUAUCGGCUUUUACCGUCUGUCCAAUGUAUAAAUGGCUGACCUUUCCCAUGUUAACUGACCGACAGGCCGCUGUGGACCUUGAUAAAAUUCAUGAUGAAAUGAAAGAACCAACCGAUGAAGAAGAUAUCAAACGGUAUAUCACCAACUUGCGCCAUAACCGCCAGCCUGACACUGUAACUCGCCUGCAGCAGCCGCGAGCCCAACAUCCGCCGGUUUGGCAAAUGACACAAGCAGUGUGGCAGAGUCCAGUGGUCAAAUACUGGAUUUGGUUCAUUACCUAUCAUCUCUUCUUAAUUUUAAUUGGUGUGGAUAUCAUGCUCCCACCCUGCAUGUAUGUGGGCGUCGAUAUUGCUGUGUUCGCUUGUACCGCCCUGAUUUGGCUGGAUUUGGUGCUAAAAACGCUGAAGGAUUAUCUAUAUGGGGCGGAAAUGAGUCUGACGUACCGCGGCAUCCAUUUCUUCUAUCAAACAGCAUGGAAUAUUCUUUUCUUUCUGUACCGUAUCGAACCGUUUCGUGAAACACAACCCUUUUCGGGAAGAAUAAUUUUGGCAUUCGGUGUUUUGUAUUAUUACUACAUCGUGUGGGAUCUGUUUUUAUACUUCCCACACCUCACGGCAUCGGUCGUGCGGCUAUUGAAGAAGAACAUGCUGGUCGAUUUAUUCCGUUGGAUUAUUCUGAUGUUACCACUAUUGCUUGCUACCGGCGUUGUCUGGCAAGCCAUCACCACGCCCGACUGGCCAUUUACAGGCGAUGACUGGCGGCACGCGUUCUACCGGAGUAUCUUUACACUAUUUGGAGGAUUUUUCUACGAACUUGAUUAUGAUCCCACCUGUGAAGCCCAAAAUAAGAUUGAUUGGAAAAAUUUUACUCAACCGGACAGUGCAGUCCCUCACGAUCGGUGCUGGUUGGGCGAUUACAACUCGUACUCCUGCCAAACGGUUUCCGUAUGGAGCUACAUCUUUGUAAUCCAUUACUAUUUCCUGCUGAAACUGGCUAUGCUGACAGUGCUAAAUGCCUACUACCUGCAUACCAAUAUGCGCCUAGCUCCACUGGCCGAUUUAUUAUGCCGCUACAAACGCUUUCAAACCAUAAUGAACUACGCCCAGCGAUCAGCACUUCCCUGGCCAUUCAGCGUUUUCGGCUAUCUGAUCCAAAUUGUAACCUUUAAGAAAUCCAAGCGCACCAGACUGAUUAAGGCUGAGGAUGCACAAAAGUUUGUCACUGGCGUUGACCUCGAAGCAUUCACCUACUGGCGCGCUAAAGCAAUGCAAUUCUUUGCGCAGAAGGACAGAGAAGGUGCUUCGGACACCGCAUUCGAAGGACAUCGGGAUAAGUUGCGCAAUGUUCAGAAUUUAGUAGCGUCUCUCCAUUCAAAGAUCGGGUUUUUGGACUCCAAACUGCGGAAGUAAUUUAGCCACAUGAUGACUGCAAAAUGAGUUUUUAAUUUAUACUAAUCCAUCCUGUUGACGAUGACGAUUCACGAAUGUGUACUGCAAUAGCGUAAUACUUCUAAUAAUAUACUUGGAUACUUCUGGAAUGGCGGUCAAUGAUUUUUGGGCAUGCUAACAGUAUACGAGUAUAUACUGGAAAAAUUUGUUUCCGGAAAAAAAAUCACCUUUAUUGAUUAAAAACUACAAU